This is a messenger RNA of Pisolithus orientalis, 162 nucleotides long. RefSeq lists its product as uncharacterized. The record is from RefSeq and is a predicted model, not a curated record. The transcript has a single exon. Lineage: Eukaryota; Fungi; Basidiomycota; Agaricomycetes; Boletales; Pisolithaceae. The annotation marks the transcript as partial.
UGGCCAAUGGUUUACACCAACAUCUCCAUGAUUGCUAACCAGUUGGCUCCCCUCCAUCAUGACCUGCAAUCCCAUGCUGACUGGUAUGACAUGCUCAUUAGUGUAAGCAAUUAUUCUGAAUGCAUUCUUGACAUUUCCUCUCUUGGUCUUCAAUUCAAUUAA